Messenger RNA from Penicillium cataractarum, 1698 nucleotides. RefSeq lists its product as uncharacterized. NCBI's taxonomy places the organism in Eukaryota, Fungi, Ascomycota, Eurotiomycetes, Eurotiales, Aspergillaceae. Gene Ontology annotation, biological process: siderophore biosynthetic process. The coding region runs from base 1 to 1698 and encodes 565 amino acids. The transcript is spliced from 5 exons. The record is from RefSeq and is a predicted model, not a curated record.
AUGACCAGGACAGAAUACGCAGAGCAUGCCGAAUUUGAGACUACCCGCAGGCUUUUAGCAUGCUUGAUCAACGAGGGCCUUGUCGAAUUUGUUCUCCAGAGGCUCGAUUCCUCAAAACAGAGGGUCUUAUGUCUUCGAGCGCUGAGCCACAACAGUGACCUGUCAACAAGCUCCCAGCUUGUAGUGGGCCUCAACUCAAAUUCUCUUGUUGAUGAAAAUGGAAAGGUUUGUUGUCCAAUUGCGCCGGAACAGCUUGAGCUACCCGUGAAAUUGGAAAACAGAAAAGGCGAUACGGUAUACGAGACGAACCCGUCAAAGAUUCUUGAAAAAAUUCAUGAAUGGAUCCCUGAGUCUAUACCCAACAUUCCGCUUCUGGAGACCACAAAACAAAUGCUGCAAAAUUCUGCUGAAAAUCAAGAGAAAUGGCUUCAGUUCCACCAUCAGCAAAAGCCCUGUGACCUGAACAGUUCAGCAAUUGAAUGGGAAAGGACUAUCAUCUUUGGCCAUCCCGAGCAUCCUCUUCAUCGAUGCCUGUACCCAGAGUCACCAUCAUUAACUGGCGCAGGUAAUCUGAUCACCCCAGAGCUAUCAUUUAUCUCCAUUCCAGAUGAACAGCUUGAGACCACGGGUCCUUUUACACCAAGACUUCAACCUUUAUUGGAAAAGCUGGGCCUCUCUCAAUCCCUUCCAGGGCAAACCAUCAUUCCAUGCUUUACUUCAAAUCUCCCACUGGUUCUUUCUCGCCUACCACGGGCCACGCUGGUGCAGAGCUUCCAAGGCAUCGCUGACGGUCAAGCCUCGGCGCGGUCUGUAUCCAUCAAACCCCAAUUUGAUUACAAUCACCACCUGAAAAUGUCACUGCCAUUCCAAAUAACGGGAGCUAUCCGAAACGUCAAGCCAUGGCAAGCAUACCAAGCUACCUACAUGACGGAGCUCGUUGAGCGUCUCGCACACCCCGAUCUAUGGGUAAACAGGGAAACUGCGACAAUCACCGGUGUUAACAUGGACGUGCAGGCGGCACGAACUGUCUGCUGUAUUCUGCGCGAGGAUUUGGAGCCUCGAGCUUUGGCAGAAGAUCAAUCGUUGAUUAUCGCAGCGGCACUUUAUCACCGUCCUGCUGGAGGCGCUAAAACAUACGCCGAGACACUUUUCGGCCUAGAAAGUCAGGAAGACAAGUGCUCGUGGCUUCAAAAGUACAUGGGCCUCCUAUUCCAGCUAGUCAUACCACUCUUAGGCCGUGGCAUUGUCCUCGAAACUCACAGCCAGAAUGUUCUGGUCCGAGUUGACCGACGCAGUAAAUCGCUAGCCGGCUUCGCCAUCCGGGACAUGAACGGAGUCAAGAUCCAUGUCCCCACUCUCCAAGAGCAAGGAAUCACCGUGGACGAAAGACUCGCUCAAAUCUCCGAAACAAGAGCCGCAAGCCUCGAAGCUCUAUGGAAAAGAGCCCAUCGAACUCUGAUCCAAAAUCAUGCAGGGUUUCUCCUACGCAGUCUUGGCUUGGAUAACAGCCAGGGUUGGUCGAUUCUUCGGGGUGAAUUGGAAAAGGUCCUUUUCAGUGAUGCAUGCCCGAUGGGUUCGGAACUUCGUCAGUUCUUUUGGGGCCGGAACAUGGGUUACCCUUGUUUCCUGGGUGCUAUUCUGCGGGGGAAGCCGUUGGAGCUUGAGAUCAUGCAGUAUCCUAACAUCCUAAUGAGAUGA